This is a messenger RNA of Cooperia oncophora, 807 nucleotides long. The record is from the annotation of a GenBank genome assembly. NCBI's taxonomy places the organism in Eukaryota, Metazoa, Nematoda, Chromadorea, Rhabditida, Trichostrongylidae.
AUGUUAUUUGAAGGGCCGGGAAGUGCAGGAGGAGGAGAGAGGCAGCACACUGUUGAGAAAAAUCUGAAAGGGACGGCAGCGAAGCGUAAAGUGCUCAUGACGUCACUUGAAACGAACUUGGCCGAUUUAAACUUAAAAACCUCGCAAUUGCUGUCCAAUUGCUUGACCUCAGGAGAUCUUUGGCUCAAGAUUGUGGACACAAAUAGGAAUAGUAUCUACUAUAUGAGCGAAGAUGAGGUGGAAAGGAUUGGUAGAGAGACAAAUCCAGGUGAUCACGUCUUACGAGCCUGGAGCAAUCGUGGUCAGUCGGUACGUGAUCUGCUGGUACGGCUACAGACUCUUUCUAAGCACUAUGGAGCUGACAUGGAUCAGGCGCAACUUAUUCUUUCGAGGAAGUUCAAGCCACUUCGAUGGGCUAAGUCAGAAGAGAUCACUGUCAGCAUAAUGCAGGACAGCGGAAUAGUACGGUUGCAGUGUAGGGCAGCGGGGUUUCCAUCUCCUCGCUAUCACUGGUACAAAGAUGGUGAACUCAUCGAAGGCGUUUUGUCUGACUCCGUCGAUGUUGUUAGGUGUAAAUGUUCAUCGGACCUCAAAUUCCAUUGCGUCGCAACCAAUGAAAUAGAAGAUGGCCACAUAUAUUCCGAAUUUUAUCGCAAACCUGGGAAACAGUACUCCUCUCGAAUCGUUUCGCGCACUAUCUCACUGGAGCCCUUCGUUGGUCAAGAACAGAGUAUGUUUCCGGUUUAUUCUGGUUUUAAUAGUGCUACAAGAUAUAUAGCUCCAUUCUCAAGUGGUUGCUUAAAGUAA